UUUCAUACACGCAAGUGUUUUAUUGUUCUCUAUUUAUUUUAUUUUAUUUUAUUUUGAUCUAUGUAUUAUAGAAGAAAACGCUAAAUGACAUGUUAGAGGAAAUGGUAGUCACUUAUGAAUGGAUUGGUCAGAUGAAAGACAAUCCAGAGGUAUGUUAAUUUUCCUUUGCAAUUUAUGGUUUUAUAUUAUUUUUUUAUUUGAGUUGGUCAGUGGAAAGUUGUUGGAUUCAAAGAUUGCAACGGUUGUCGAGAUGUUAUCUCCUCUCACAUGCGAAUCGUUACAAAAAAACGAUGUCGCUGUAGUCCUGCUCAACGAGCUGUUGGUUUUAAAAUCGCAGCACACCAAGUUGUUUUCCGACUUUUGUGAUUUGAAUUGUUUGGGUGAAAGUGCCACCGAUACUUUCGGUGCAACAUUUAUUAACGGGGAUCCGGCACCGAAGACUGAUUUGAUUUUUCAUCUGAAACGGUUUGGCAUAAGUGAACUUAGGGGAAAACAGCCUUUGGUUGUCGAAGCUCUGCUAGCCAAAAAGGACUGUCUUGCUUUAAUGCCCACUGGUGAAGGCAAAUCCUUGUGGUUUCAAUUACCUGCGAUUGUCGACUCUGGGGUCACGGUGGUAAUUUCUCCGUUGAUUUCCUUGAUGGUUGAUCAAGUGUUUUAUUUGAAGAAACUGGGGGCAAUUUGCCUUGAAUAUUGAUUUAAUUUAAUUAUUCCAGCUCAACUGGUUAUUUCUGUAAUAGAUAUCUGCAGAACACCUGAAUGGCACGGAGGAAGAAACUAACGGGAUAUUUGCAAAUCUUGGAAAACACAAACCAGGUAGUUGUGCUUUGUGUCCAUAAACGUUGUGAUGUGUUAAGUAAUGGGCGACAAAUUUCUUUUAGACAUCAAACUACUGUAUCUCACCCCAGAACGGAUUGUUAAUGCUCUUGAGGAUACUCGUGAUAAUAGGUUAAAGUCCAUGCUCAAGUCGUUGUUUAAGAGGCAGAAGCUGGCACGUUUCGUGGUUGACAAGGCUCACUGUGUUCCUCAAUGGGGACAUGAAUUUCGGAUAAUUGCAUCUUGUAAGCGUGACAAUUUGAAAUUCAUAAUUCUCCACAAGACUUCAAAGAAAGGCGCUAUCGCAGAUAUAAUCAACAAGUUGGAAAAGGGCUUUGCCCAGCAAAGCGGCAUAAUAUAUUGUUUCUCCAGGGACGAUUGUGAACUUCUUGCGAGCCAACUCGUCGACGUUGGCAUACCGGCCGACUUUUACCAUUCGAAAUUAUCGGAGGUCGGCAAAACCCAAGCGUACUUCAAAUGGAUGGAAGGUGUAACUCUGGUGAUGUGUGUCACCUUAUCUUUUGGCAUGGGCAUUGACAAAAGAAGUAAUACGGACUAUUAUUACAUUGUUUGGUUAAUUUCAGUGACGUUGUUGUUGUGUUUUUUUCUUCCAAUAGAUGUCCGUUUUGUGAUUCGGGUCAUUCCAUCCAAACUCGAAUUUUUUCGUCGCGGAAAAAAAUAGAAACUGAUGAUUUUUUUACAGUGUGUUUCUUAUGCAUCGAUCAUGCACUCUGUGAAAUCUCAGAUUUUUAAUUCAAACAGGAAGCUGUGAAAUCGGAAUAAAAGUUUCCGGUUUUGCAUUAAAUUUGAAUGCGGAAAUAGCGGUUUUACUCGUUUUUCAACCGUUUCUACUUACGGCAUCGAAA
Molecule: messenger RNA, 1679 nt
Organism: Daphnia pulex (common water flea)
Lineage: Eukaryota; Metazoa; Arthropoda; Branchiopoda; Diplostraca; Daphniidae
Product: Bloom syndrome protein homolog
Exons: 3
Coding region: 857-1495 (212 amino acids)
Biological process (GO): double-strand break repair via homologous recombination
Cellular component (GO): chromosome; cytoplasm; nucleus
Molecular function (GO): 3'-5' DNA helicase activity; four-way junction helicase activity
Source: RefSeq, a predicted model, not a curated record